Synchytrium microbalum is the source of this 3072-nucleotide messenger RNA. RefSeq names its product pyruvate kinase. Lineage: Eukaryota; Fungi; Chytridiomycota; Chytridiomycetes; Synchytriales; Synchytriaceae. The coding region runs from base 1 to 3072 and encodes 1023 amino acids. Gene Ontology annotation, biological process: glycolytic process. The transcript has 17 exons. Gene Ontology annotation, cellular component: cytoplasm. The record is from RefSeq and is a predicted model, not a curated record. Gene Ontology annotation, molecular function: pyruvate kinase activity; magnesium ion binding; potassium ion binding.
AUGGCAAUGGCAAACGUACGUGAAAUCCAUCUAGUCAAGGCACCACCAACUUCAGUGGCUCCAACGGCGCCAUACGAUUUGAAUUUAAUCGAUAGCACCAUGGCGAAAACAUUCAUUCGCCAAGCUUAUUUCUUUGAUGCUCCCAAAACUCGACUUUCAUCAGACUUUUGGAUUUCAGCUCUCGUCAAAACCCUCUCACAUUACCGAUUCACCACUGGAACAGUCAUUCGAAAAUCGCCUACUCGUUUGGUCUUGUGUGAAAAUGAUCGUGGAUGCCAUUUGGAGUUUGCUGACUUCCCGAAUCUCACAAUGAAGGACAUGAAACAGGCGAAUUUUACAGCCAAAGUCGUACCUGAUGCCUUGUAUCCUGUUCUGUCUCAGUUUACAAAAGACUGGGCGGCUGCAGCUCGCGGUGAAAGCCCUGAAACCUUCAAACCAUUCACUCGUGACCCAUCAGUCUUGAAAGUACCUUCUCAUAUCCAUGCCGCCCAAGUGAAGCCCGCAUCGGCUUCAGUCUCUGCUCCUGCUGCCGCACCUCCAAUGGCAACACUCGAACCAAUCCUAGAAGACUUUUACGUCUUGCCAUCAUCCAUGAAGGCGCUCAAAGCAUUCGUAAAUACAUUACCACUUCCAGAAGGUCCCAUGAAACACGUCGCUUCCCAAGUAUCCGCAUCCGACUGCCUAUCUGCGUUGCUUUGGUGGUCUAUCGCCCAGGCAUCGAAUGCCAGAACCCUCAAAACAAGGACUAUUUUCGGAUCACCCGUCAAUCUACGUUCGUUGAAGAAACCACUUGUGCAAAUGGAUUAUUCUGGUAAUGCAUGGCUUUCUAUGCAUGAACGUACAUGUAAUUUCCAGAUUGAUGAUUUGAUUGGGCAUGGUGAAGAUGGGAUUCGGAUGGGUGCGUGUGCUAUUCGUCAUGGGAUUUGUGAAUUGACCGAAGAUUAUUUAAAUGGGUAUAUGAAAAACUUUAGACCUGCUACUCCUGAUCCGUCAAUUAUGGGAUUCUUCUUUACUUCAUGGAGAGGAUUUGACCUCUACGACGCUGAUUUCGGAUUUGGAAAGCCCAUUGGAUUCAUUCCUGUACACGCCAAGAGCCCAUACGUGUACAUCAGCUACAUUCUCCCCAUGGCUCCACACCUAGGUGGUGAAUCUGGUGCUGCAUUCCAAUUGUUCCUUGCUCCAGACGAAUUGGAACGACUCAAGGCUAACCCUGUAGGCACCUUGGGACCUGGAUCAGUUUCCAAAUUACGGGAAUUGUUUUUGGCAGGAUUGAAUGUUGUCCGACUCAACUUUAGUCAUAUCUCGGAUCCAGAAUCUCAAACGCCAAUUAUACAUCAAAUUCGAUCUAUUGCGGCGGAACUUCAUCUUGCUAUUGCCAUUCUUGGUGAUUUGGGCGGCCCAAAAAUCCGUUGCAAUGCCUUCAAAGGAGCUCCAUCAAUACAAGUUGUGACAGGCACAAACGUACUUCUCCGCUCAACUCUAGAGUUGGGCGAACCAGGAAUCAUUACUACGGACAUUCAUCAAAUUGUACGGAACUUGCAGCCUGGUCAUCGUGUCUUACUUGACGAUGGAAACAUUGCCAUGAAGAUGGUUUCCAGAACCAACGACGAUGAGAUCGUUUGUCAUGUUACUGCUGGUGGAGAAUUGAAGCCACGCAAAGGUAUCAAUGUACCUGACUUGAAAAUUCCGUUACCUGCCUUGACUGAAAAGGAUAAGAGGGAUGCCAAGUAUAUGUACAAAAUGAGACUAGACUAUGUCGCACUCAGGCGAUACAACUUAAUUCUCUACCUAAUUAUCUACCCUCUUUCUAGCUUUGUCCAACGUCCAGAAGACGUACAAGAUCUCCUAGACUUGUUUACUGAAUGUCAUAAGGAGGAACUUGUCCGUCUCAAAGCAGAAGCGCUUGCAAGCGGGGUAGAAGAGCCCAUGAGAACUGUAGAAGAAGAUAACGAAAUCGAGGAGGACUGGCGUCCACAUAUCAUCUCUAAAAUCGAGAAGCCGCAAGCUUUGGAUCAAAUCGAUGAUAUCAUUCGAAUCACUGAUGGUAUUAUGGUUGCUCGUGGUGAUUUGGGAGUUGAAUGCUCAUUGGAGCAAGUACCUGUGCUGCAGAAGAUGUUGAUUAGAAAGACGAAUCAGGCUGAGAAACCGGUUAUUACUGCCACGCAAAUGCUAGAGUCGAUGGUUCAUGCGCCGGUACCAACCAGAGCAGAAGUAUCGGAUGUUGCAAACGCUGUGUUCGAUGGUACUGAUGCCGUCAUGUUGUCUGCUGAGAUGGCCACUGGAGACUUUCCUGUUGAAACUGUUGCCAUGACUAACUCUUUGACUUUAGCCCCACCUAUUGUCACUGAUAAAGGUGCUGUGUCUGCACGGCGUAAACUGCCAUCCGAGUUUGCACAUGCUAUCGCAGAUGCAGCCACUGAUGCAGGACGAGAAGGCGAUGUGAAGGCUAUGAUCAUAUUCACUACAAGUGGCGAUAUGGCCAUAUACUGCUCAAAGCGCCGACCAACAUAUGCACUGUUGGCUGUCACACCCACUGCCAGUAUCUUCCGAAGGCUGAAUCUUCUGUAUGGUGUUCUGCCGGUAUUGUCCAGUGCCAUGCGUGUGAAGAGAGUUGGAGUACAUGGCAUUUCCAAACUCAAGGAAGAAUUGUCUACCAGCUCCAAUGGACGUGAUUCGCCGCUGCCUUGGGAUAGACACUCACCAACGUCACCAACACAAGCCGUUGGUGAUCCGUACAGACCACCGUCACCUGAACGAGGUGGUGGAAUGGGCAAGAUGGUGUCUAUUCCAUUGACCCGAAACACGGAUACCAUAUAUUCUCAGACUGAAAAGGAUGUAAUUGCAUCGCCUUCAGGACAGUCCAUCGGGUUGAAAACUGGAGAUAAAAUUGUUUUUGCGGCUGGAUAUCAUUCUCCAUAUCCCGGACUUUCGAAUACUAUCAAGAUGGCUAGAUUCGGUGAAGCUGUUAGAUCUGAAAAGACUAGAGCAAUGUGGUCGCAGGCAGCGACCAAGCUCGUGGCUCAGCAAAGAAAGUCUUCCAUGACUGAGGAACUGGCUGGAUCACCUAGCUAA